AUGCGCUCUCUCAGGACGUCUCGGCUGGCGACCGCGCUGCCCGUCACUAAGCAAUUGAGCAGCGCACCGAGCUCGAGGUCGCUGCUGGCAAACGCAAGGAGCAGGCACAAUGGCAGCGCUGCCACAGCACCCGUGGUCCUGUGCAGACGGUCGAUCGCCUCCUUCAUCUCGCCGCACCAGGCCGAGGCCAUCUCGCGCCUGCCGACCAACGUCGACCCGUCGUCGGACGAGUACAAGGAGAACGAGAGGCUGAUGGGCGAGGCCAUGGCGCGGCUCGAGGAGCUCACGCUGCGGGUGCAGCAGGGCGGGCCGCCCAAGGCGCGCGAGAAGCACCUGGCGCGCAAGAAGAUGCUGCCGCGCGACCGGGUCACGGCGCUCGUCGACCCGGGCACGACCUUCAUGGAGCUCUCGCCGCUGGCGGGCCACGAGCUGUACCCGGAGGCCGACGUGCCGGCGGGCGGGAUCAUCACGGGCGUGGGCGUGGUCGAGGGCGUGACGUGCGUCAUCGUGGCCAACGACAGCACCGUCAAGGGCGGCACCUACUACCCCAUCACCGUCAAGAAGCACCUGCGCGCCCAGGCCGUCGCCCAGGAGAACCGGCUGCCCUGCAUCUACCUCGUCGACUCCGGGGGCGCCAACCUGCCCCACCAGGCCGACGUCUUCCCGGACCGCGACCACUUCGGCCGCAUCUUCUACAACCAGGCGCGCAUGUCGGCCGCGGGCAUCCCGCAGAUCGCCGUCGUCAUGGGCCCCUGCACGGCGGGGGGCGCCUACGUGCCCGCCAUGAGCGACGAGAGCAUCAUCGUCGGGGAGCAGGGCCACAUCUUCCUCGCCGGCCCGCCGCUCGUCAAGGCCGCCACGGGCGAGGUCGUCAGCCCCGAGGAGCUCGGCGGCGGGCAGAUGCACUCCUCCGUCUCCGGCGUCACGGACUACCUCGCCGUCGACGAUGCGCACGCCAUCACCCUCGCCCGGAGGAGCAUCAGCAACCUGAACUACCCCCGGAACCCCCUCCCGCCCGCCGGUGCCGCCCCUGCUGCCUUUGACGAGCCGCUCUACUCCCCGGACGAGCUCCUCGGCAUCGCGUCGACCAACCUGCGCAAGCCGCUGCCCAUCCACGAGGUCAUCGCGCGCAUCGUCGACGGCUCCCGCUUCGCCGAGUUCAAGCGCGACUACGGCACGACGCUGGUGACGGGCUUCGCGCACAUCUGCGGCCAGCGGGUCGGCAUCGUCGCCAACAACGGCAUCCUCUUCUCCUCGGCGGCCGUCAAGGGCGCGCACUUCAUCGAGCUCUGCGCGCAGCGCGGGGUCCCGCUCGUCUUCCUGCAGAACAUCAGCGGGUUCAUGGUCGGGCGCGACGCCGAGCGGGAGGGCAUCGCCAAGAACGGCGCCAAGCUCGUCACGGCCGUGGCGUGCGCCGACGUGCCCAAGCUCACGGUCGUCGUGGGCGGCAGCUUCGGCGCGGGCAACUACGGCAUGUGCGGCCGGGCGUACUCGCCGCGCUUCCUGUGGAUGUGGCCCAACGCGCGCGUCGGCGUCAUGGGCGGCGAGCAGCUGGCGGCCGUGAUGGAGACGGUGGGGCAGAAGGCGGACCCGGCGCUGCGGGAGCGCAUCGACCGGGAGAGCGGCGCCGUGUUCUCGAGCGCGAGGUUAUGGGACGACGGCGUGAUCCCGCCGCAGCAUACGCGCAGGUAUCUGGCGCUCGGGCUGAGGGCCGCCAUGGAGGGCCGCAACGAGGUCAAGCCUGGGGAGACCAAGUUUGGAGUUUUCCGGAUGUAG
This is a messenger RNA of Thyridium curvatum, 1776 nucleotides long. RefSeq lists its product as uncharacterized. Gene Ontology annotation, cellular component: mitochondrion; methylcrotonoyl-CoA carboxylase complex. Gene Ontology annotation, molecular function: methylcrotonoyl-CoA carboxylase activity. Gene Ontology annotation, biological process: L-leucine catabolic process. The record is from RefSeq and is a predicted model, not a curated record. NCBI's taxonomy places the organism in Eukaryota, Fungi, Ascomycota, Sordariomycetes, Thyridiales, Thyridiaceae. The transcript is spliced from 2 exons. The coding region runs from base 1 to 1776 and encodes 591 amino acids.